AUGGGGUGGAUAGCGACAACCAGGAACCUUGCAAAAGGUGCCCGAUCGAAGGGGAAGCGGGUCUACCACAAGGUAUUCGGACCCUCUCAUCAGCAAUGGCAAUGGGUGAAAGAUAUGCUGAAUAUCCUCAUUAAGGAGCAGCGCCUGCAGAUGUCGCUGCCCAGGGCCAAGGAGCUCCAGCAGUACGCCGAGGAGAUUAUCUUCUUGGCCAAGAAGAACUCACCCUAUCACGAUGGGCUUGUAGAGAGCAUGCUGACCUCGGCGGAGGCGCGGAGGAUUCUCUACGAGCGCAUGCUGCCCAGAUACCAGGACCGCCACUUUCACUUUUCGCGAGUGGUCAACCUUUGGAGGUACAGGCAGCGAGACACAACUCCGUUGGCUAUACUGGAGUACGUGGAUAGACCUGGCGAGACGCGUCCUGCCAACCCGGUGGGAGCUGCGAGGAAGCAGUACGUGGCCAUGGAGUUCCUUCAGACACGACGAGGCAGAAGGAAACACCUGGCUGAGGUGCAGAGGAUGCUGGACAGCAAGAGGGAGCCACCUUUGGACGCUGCGGUGCUCGAGCGCUGCCGCUUCGAAUGUACAAAGUACCAGGGCUUGCCGAGUCCUGAUGUCGAGUGA
This is a messenger RNA of Effrenium voratum, 621 nucleotides long. The record is from the annotation of a GenBank genome assembly. Lineage: Eukaryota; Dinophyceae; Suessiales; Symbiodiniaceae.